CUGUUUCUUUGUAAAAUUCUACUCACAGUAGUAGCAGCCAGCACUGCAGUGAGAUCCAAAAAUCUUCUUCCUCUCUCACUGUCGGUGUUAUUUUUCAAUUUUUUUUUAAUUUCUUGUAAUAAUUAUUUAUGGCUUCACUUAAGUCUUAAACUCAACUUCCCUUCAUUUCUCUCUACUCUGCUUCUUCCCCAUCUUCUCUCUCCUCUUUAAUUUCUCUCUCUUCUCGGGGAAGAAAGUUGGGUGCAUUGGAGCGCCGACACAAAUUUACACUGUCUAUUUUUUCUUGAUAUCUGGAUCUUAAUUUUAAUUGGGGUUUUAAUUUUAAUGAGGAGAGAUUGAAUUUUAUUGGGUAUUAUUAGAUCUUGCUGCUUAUGAUGGAGGAUUCACAAAGUGGGGUGAAGCCCACAAAGCAAGCAAAUGAACAAGUCUGCCAGAUCUGUAGUGACAACAUCGGCACAACUGUAGAUGGAGAGCCGUUUGUUGCAUGUGAUGUUUGUUCCUUUCCUGUUUGUCGUGCUUGUUACGAGUAUGAGCGGAAAGAUGGAACCCAAUCUUGCCCACAAUGCAAGACGAGAUACAAGAGGCAGAAAGGUAGUCCAGCAAUUCAUGGAGAAAAGGUGGAAGAUUCUGAUGUUGAGGAUGUGGUCAGUGACGUAAAUGAGCCCUUGGGAAGUUCAAUCCUAAAGGAGAAGCAACAGGAGAGAAUGCUUGGAUGGCAUAUGAAUCAUGGGCAAUCUGGUGAGCUUGGCCCCCCUACCUAUGAUAAAGAGGCUCCUAUUAGUCAUAUCCCUCGGCUUGCUACCGGACGCACGGUUUCUGGAGACCUGUCAGCUGCAUCUCCUGGACGUUUUUCAAUGCCAUCCCCUGGUGCCAGCACUGGAGCUAAUAUUAGAGUGUCAAGGGAAUUCGCAUCGCCUGGAUUUGGAAAUGUAGCUUGGAAAGAAAGGAUUGAUGGUUGGAAGAUGAAGCAAGAGAAGAGUACAGGUCCUCCUAGUGUUAGUCAUGCGCCUUCAGAAGGAAGGUUUGCCAAUGAUAUUGAUGCCAGCACUGAAAUUGCUAUGGACGAUCCUUUACUAAAUGAUGAGACACGGCAGCCGUUAUCAAGGAAGGUUCCCAUUCCUUCAUCUAGAAUUAAUCCGUACAGGAUGGUUAUUGUUCUGCGACUUGCUGUUCUUGGUAUCUUUUUGCACUACCGUGUAACAAAUCCGGUGCCUAAUGCCUAUGCAUUGUGGCUGAUAUCCGUCAUUUGUGAGAUAUGGUUUGCAUUUUCAUGGAUUCUGGAUCAGUUUCCCAAAUGGCUUCCCAUCAAUCGCGAGACAUAUCUUGACAGGCUGGCCCUCAGGUAUGAUCGUGAAGGGGAACCAUCACAGCUGGCCGCUGUUGAUAUAUUUGUCAGUACUGUGGAUCCGUUGAAGGAACCUCCCCUUGUCACUGCCAAUACAGUGUUAUCCAUUCUUGCAGUUGACUAUCCUGUCGACAAAGUUUCUUGCUAUGUUUCUGAUGAUGGAGCUGCUAUGCUGACAUUUGAAGCUCUUUCAGAGACAUCAGAAUUUGCAAGAAAGUGGGUUCCUUUCACAAAAAAAUAUAAUAUUGAGCCACGAGCUCCAGAAUGGUACUUCUCUCAGAAGAUUGACUACCUAAAAGAUAAGGUUCAAACUACGUUUGUGAAAGACCGAAGGGCUAUGAAGAGAGAGUAUGAAGAGUUCAAAAUCCGAAUUAAUGGCCUUGUUGCAAAGGCAACAAAGGUCCCAGAGGAAGGAUGGGUAAUGCAAGAUGGGACACCUUGGCCUGGCAACAAUACCAGAGACCAUCCAGGGAUGAUCCAGGUUUUCUUAGGCCAAAGUGGAGGACUUGACACUGAUGGUAAUGAACUUCCACGUUUGGUUUACGUAUCUCGUGAAAAACGUCCUGGGUUUACACAUCACAAAAAAGCUGGUGCUAUGAAUUCUCUUGUUCGUGUAUCAGCGGUUCUCACAAAUGGGCCCUUCAUGUUGAAUCUUGAUUGUGAUCAUUACAUAAACAACAGCAAGGCGUUAAGAGAAGCUAUGUGUUUUAUGAUGGAUCCAAACCUUGGGAAAUAUUGUUGCUACGUUCAGUUUCCACAGAGAUUUGAUGGAAUUGAUAGGAAUGAUCGAUAUGCUAACCGUAACACUGUCUUCUUUGAUAUUAAUUUGAGAGGUUUAGAUGGUAUCCAAGGACCUGUCUAUGUGGGUACGGGAUGUGUCUUCAACAGAACUGCUUUGUAUGGUUAUGAGCCUCCUAUCAAACCAAAGCCCAAGAAGAAAGGUAUCCUAUCAUCAUGCUUUGGUGGAUCUCGGAAGAAAUCAAGCAAGAAAGACUCCAAGAAGAAAUCAAAACAUGCUGACCCUACUGUGCCAAUAUUUAAUCUGGAAGAUAUCGAGGAAGGAGUUGAAGGUGCUGGAUUUGACGAUGAAAAGUCACUACUAAUGUCACAAAUAAGCUUAGAGAAACGGUUUGGUAAAUCAGAAGUAUUUGUGGCUUCGACGCUCAUGGAAAAUGGCGGUGUUCCACAGUCUGCAACCCCUGACACCCUCCUCAAAGAAGCUAUUCAUGUUAUCAGCUGUGGUUACGAGGACAAGACCGAUUGGGGAGCUGAAAUUGGUUGGAUUUAUGGUUCAGUUACAGAAGAUAUUCUUACGGGAUUUAAGAUGCACGCCAGAGGAUGGCGUUCAAUUUAUUGCAUGCCAAAGCUCGCAGCUUUUAAGGGUUCUGCUCCUAUCAAUCUGUCAGAUCGUUUGAAUCAAGUGCUUCGAUGGGCUUUAGGUUCUGUUGAAAUUCUUUUCAGUCGUCAUUGCCCCUUAUGGUAUGGGUAUGGUGGACGGUUGAAAUGGCUGGAGAGAUUUGCUUAUAUCAACACCACUAUUUACCCUCUUACAUCCAUUCCACUUCUUGCAUAUUGUACCUUGCCAGCUGUCUGUCUCCUUACUGGAAAGUUUAUUAUCCCUCAGAUUAGUAACUUGGCAAGUGUAUGGUUUUUAUCCCUGUUUCUUUCCAUCUUUGCAACCGGUAUCCUGGAAAUGAGAUGGAGUGGUGUGGGAAUAGAUGAAUGGUGGAGGAAUGAGCAAUUUUGGGUGAUUGGAGGGAUAUCAGCCCAUCUGUUUGCAGUAUUCCAAGGUUUGCUAAAAGUUCUAGCUGGAAUUGAUACCAACUUUACAGUGACUUCAAAAGCAUCAGAUGAAGAUGGUGAUUUCACGGAGCUCUACUUGUUCAAAUGGACAACUCUGCUUAUCCCACCAACCACUAUUCUGAUAGUAAAUCUUGUAGCAGUGGUUGCUGGAAUCUCAUAUGCAAUAAACAGCGGUUACCAAUCAUGGGGUCCACUUUUUGGCAAACUAUUCUUUGCAUUUUGGGUGAUUGUCCAUCUUUAUCCUUUCCUAAAGGGUCUCAUGGGUCGCCAGAAUCGAACUCCUACUAUUGUUGUUGUUUGGUCGAUUCUACUUGCAUCCAUCUUCUCCUUGUUAUGGGUUAGAGUUGAUCCCUUUACAACCCGGGUGACUGGUCCAGACGUUCAUAUAUGUGGAAUUAAUUGCUAGCUGGCCUCAAGUUAUCGUCUAUAAUAUGUAUAAACAGUUUGAGCACAUAUACUGUAGCCAACUUCAAUUGUUUUAUAUAUCUUUCUCCCUCCUUUUUGUUACCAACCACUUACGUGUAUUUUUAGGAAGAAGUUAGCUGCCUCUUUUAAGUUUUAAGCGCUUUCAAAUUCUUGUAUUUUGGAUCGGUCAUUAAGUUAAAUUUUUUAAAUUGUUUUAUCAGAGUUAAAUUUGAGAUAAGCAGUUACUUUAAA
This is a messenger RNA of Spinacia oleracea (spinach), 3805 nucleotides long. Its product is annotated as cellulose synthase A catalytic subunit 3 [UDP-forming]. Gene Ontology annotation, biological process: cellulose biosynthetic process. The record is from RefSeq and is a predicted model, not a curated record. Lineage: Eukaryota; Viridiplantae; Streptophyta; Magnoliopsida; Caryophyllales; Amaranthaceae. Gene Ontology annotation, cellular component: membrane. The transcript has 14 exons. Gene Ontology annotation, molecular function: cellulose synthase (UDP-forming) activity. Bases 372 to 3554 code for a protein of 1060 amino acids.